GUUGAGUUAAAUGUCAAACUGUUUAAAUCGCCUGACCAUGUUCGUCCGCAUUUUUUUGACAGGGAUUCCUCAAAUACAGCCCUGUUGAAAUUGAUAACAUUUUUGAGCACCCCUACAUCUGACGGUACGGAGCAAGCAAACGUCCAAGUGUAAACAAACUUGCGUGACCGGUGUUUUUCAUAUCCCUUACUUGCGCGAUAUAUUUGUGAACGAAAUUUGGAAGAAAUUAACAGCAAAAUUAUUCAACUCGCGUGAAGUAAUAAUGUCCCAUCCCUUGCUGCGUGCGCCACGACCAGUCAGCGUUUUAAAACAAUAUUUUAGUAGUUCCGGUACCCGGUGUCCUAGUUCCAAAGAGAUUCGACAGCGAUUUUUAGAUUUUUUCAUUAAUGAAAAUGACCAUCAAUUUGUACGGUCCAGUUCAGUUGUUCCGUUUAGUGACCCAACCAUUGCAUUCGUGAAUGCCGGAAUGAAUCAAUUUAAAAAUGUGUUUCUGGGUACGGCAGAAGCACCCUGUCGGAGAGCGGCCAAUUCUCAGAAAUGUGUUCGCGUUGGUGGAAAGCAUAACGAUAUCAACGUCGUCGGGAGUGACGGUUAUCAUCACACAUUUUUCGAGAUGCUAGGUAACUGGUCAUUUGGAGAUUACUUCAAAUCGGAGGCAUGUGAUAUGGCUUGGCGACUUUUGCGAGACGGCUACGGAAUCGACAGCAGGCGCUUGUAUGUUACAUAUUUUGCGGGCGACGAAGCGAUGAGAUUGCCAGCGGAUUUGGAAUGCAAAGAUAUUUGGAGGCAUUUAGGAGUUCCAGAAGAACGAAUUCUACCCUUCGGUGCACGGGAAAAUUUUUGGGAGAUGGGCAGUUCCGGUCCAUGUGGUCCAUGCACGGAAAUCCAUAUUGAUCAUUCCGAUCGAUUUCUAGAUACAGCUACACGGAAACGUCUAGUUAAUGGUGAUACACCAGACUUGACAGAGGUGUGGAAUUUGGUGUUUGUACAGUACAACAGGAGUCUUCAGAAUGGGCAGAUAAGUGAUCUACCUCAGCAUCAUGUUGAUACUGGCCUAGGUUUCGAGCGAUUAGUGGCGCAUCUGCAGCGGAAAAGCAGCAAUUAUGAUACCGAUUUGUUUAUACCGAUCAUUGAACACAUCCACAAGGUCUCAAAAAAACGGAAAUAUCAAGGAACAUUCGAUGUCAACGAUGAACAGUACAAACUAGACAUAGCUUAUCGAAUAGUAGCUGAUCACUCAAGAAUGAUUACGGCAUGUUUAUCGGAUGGAAUGUUUCCAGCGUUAAAUCACAAGCUACGUCGCAUCGUGCGUCGCUCGAUUUCACUUUCGGAACGUAUCUUUGGUUGCCCGACCCUCGUACGUCAACUAGUUCCCGUCGUGGUAGAGCGUUUGGGAGACACAUAUCCCGAAAUGGGAAGGAAGCAAACGGAAACGCAACAAAUCAUUCAGCAUGAAGAGCAGUCUUACCAAAAACUUUGUUCUAACAUGCGUAGCGAAUCACGUACACUGUUAAAGCAACUUUCCUACCUCGAUGAGUCCGAUAUAAUCGAUCAUCCCGGUUUGCCACACGCAUUGAAAGAGAUUCAUAGACUGAAAACAAAAGAACGAGUUGUUGGUCUCAAUGGAGAGCAGAUACAUAAGAUGUAUGAUACCUAUGGUUUAGACGAGGACUUGCUGGUUAGGAUUACUCAACACGAACGAAUGGAGUUGAAUUUGGCGGGGUACGAGAGUUAUUCCAAACGCCUAAAAGACGGAGCCAAGCUUGAGUUGGCCGCCCGAAUGCAAGAAAAUUUGAAUGCUUCUUAUAGUUUAAAGCAUGAUUUAAACGAAAAACAAAAUUGCCCUACUCGCAACGAGUAUAAAUACAACUAUGUGUACAGCAAGGACAAACAAAUGUACGAAAUUCCUCAACUGAAAACCAAGAUUACCUCAAUGUUUACGACCGACAAUGGACUGUGUCAUGUUAUUACCGAGAAAAGCAACCUUUACUACGAAUCCGGGGGACAACAAAGUGACAAGGGACGACUGUGGAAGGCGAACGAUGCUUCCACUCAAUACGAAGUGAAAAACGUUACUGAACACCAAGGAUUUGUACUGCACACCAUCGACGAUGGUCGAGCACUGUCUGUCGGAGAUGAAAUCAUCUUAGCAGUGGAUCCUAUCAGGCGAAGCUCUAACAUAGUACAUCACACGGCAACACAUUUGCUGAACGCUAUCGUCAGAAAAGUGCUAGCAGUUCCAAUUUGCCAGAGAAGCAGUUUUGUUGGCGACAAAGGACUCAAACUAGAGCUGGCAAUAUGUGGUGCUUCAGUCGAAACCGUGGAUGUAGAUGCCAUCGAAGAGCUAAUUCGGCAAGUUAUUCUUCAAAAUGAAACAAUAACAACUCGCAUUUGCAAUGCUGGCGAUGUUGAUUUGGAUCGGGUCACUAUAAUCCCAGGUGAAGUAUACCCCGAGCGUGGUCUUCGGCUUGUGGAUAUUGGAUCCUCGAUUUCAACCGAAUUUUGCUGCGGCACGCACGCUCAGUUUACCGGCGAACUGCUGGAUUUUUGCAUCAUCAACGUUACGCAAACUAAGCCAGGCUGCUACGCUUUUCAGGCAAUUGCUGGGCAAUCGGCCAUCAAAGCUCAUCAGCUAGGACAACAGAUUUCCGACGAUGUCAAUCAACUGAAGCAUGAUAUGGACAAACAGCUAAUCAAAAAAACGGCAAACGUCGAAACCCGUAUGCAACGGUUAAAGAAUGUACUACUCGUAGGCUCGGAGAACAACAUCAACCUACCGUACGGAGUUCGGCAACGUUGCCUGGACGUCAUUCAAGAUUUGUACAAACGGUUGAAAGAUCACACACGCGAAUCGCUUCGCGAAUUUAUUGAUAUGGAAAUGAAGAACCUUUUACAGGAAAAACCAUUGGAGAAGUACCCAUUUGUGGUACAUUUUCUGGAGAGUUCUCUCAUUCUUGAAGAGGUUCAGUUAAGCAAAGCAACGCGAUAUUUCCCGGAUCGGCCGAUCUUGAUAGUUAGCAUUACGGACGAUCAGGUAAAGGCAAGAGCAACCGUGCCAGCCGGGUGUGUUAGCGAGCGGUUCGAUGCGCAAAAAUGGCUCAAAGUGGUUGGAAAAGUGUUCAAAUCUAGUGUUGCUGCACCCAGAGGUCAGAAUAUUGCCGAGGUUUGUAACAUGCGAAGCAGAAAGGUUAAAACGCUGCAGUUUGAGGCGUUGCUUGAACUGGCUCUGAAGGAGGCAGACGAGUUUGCUAGACGAAAUAUGCAAUAAAAUUGUAGGUAUGAUCAACGUGUUAACUAGGUAUAUAGUGGAUAUUAAAGCUACUUAAUUUUAUGGAAGGCUUUUUCUUGUUUUGAUCGCAAUCUGCCUAGCAGACAAAUCUAUGUUAAGGGAUUCGAUUAGAAAGCAGAAACUUUGCAGUUAUAUUUGGUUUAUGAAUCACCAUGUUUUCAA
Messenger RNA from Topomyia yanbarensis, 3451 nucleotides. RefSeq names its product alanine--tRNA ligase, mitochondrial (gene AlaRS-m). Gene Ontology annotation, cellular component: mitochondrion; cytoplasm. Gene Ontology annotation, molecular function: alanine-tRNA ligase activity; ATP binding; aminoacyl-tRNA deacylase activity. Bases 263 to 3268 code for a protein of 1001 amino acids. Gene Ontology annotation, biological process: alanyl-tRNA aminoacylation; tRNA modification. Lineage: Eukaryota; Metazoa; Arthropoda; Insecta; Diptera; Culicidae. The transcript is spliced from 5 exons. The record is from RefSeq and is a predicted model, not a curated record.